AUGCCACCACUAUCAGGAUUCUCCGACAACAAAUUUGAAAGUCGAGAUGACUUCAUCGAGGCCAUAAUCGCACUCAUCAACCCCCUCAAUAAGUACUUUUCGCCAGAUAAAUCUCGAAUUCGUAUCCCAGUAGCGACAGGUGCACAUUUCGACGAGUCAGCUGCCCAGCUGGAAGGUUUUGCGAGGCCACUAUGGGCGAUUGCGCCGUUACUCUAUGGUUAUGACUCUAUCAGCAACAAAGAUCUAGCAACUCGUGUUGACGAAUUAGUCCAACCAUGGGUCCAAGGCUUCAUAGCAGGGACUGAUCCAAAUCAUCCCGAGUAUUGGGGUACUAUGAAAGAUAUGGACCAGCGAAUGGUCGAAUCUGAGAUGAUAGCAUUUGCACUCAUAGCUGCACCAAAACGAUUCUACAAUCCUCUAAGUGACGGUCAAAAACACAACAUCAAAUCCUGGCUGAGCUCCAUCAACGGAAAGGAGAUGCCUCCAACAAACUGGAGAUGGUUUCGCGUAUUUUGCAACUUGGCCCUAGUCAAGACUUGCGGCGUGCCUAUAUGUCAAGUCCAAGCCGAACUAGAUGCUGAUCUAAAGAUAUUAGACAGCUUCUACCUUGAAGAUGGGUGGUCAGGUGACGGACCAUGGCAAACAGCCGAUCAAGCAGCCCAAGAGAAGGAGCUUACCACCAGGACUGGACGUCGAGACGCCAUUGGAGUUGGAAGACAAGCAGAUUACUACUCUGGAAGUUUUGCCAUACAAUUCAGUCAGGUUCUUUACUCCAAGUUUGCGGCUGACCUGGACGAGAAGAGAUGUGAAGUGUAUCGACAAAGAGCCUGUGACUUUGGCUCGAAGAUAUGGAGGUACUUUGACGCUCAAGGCUCAUCCAUUCCCUUUGGUCGAUCACUAACAUAUCGGUUUGCAUGCGGAGCAUUCUUUGGUGCUUUAGCCUUUGCCAAAGUCCUUGGAAUGCCUAAACCGCUCGAUUCACCCGGAGCUAUCAAAGGAUUCCUCACAAGACAUCUGAGAUGGUGGGCACAAAACUCAGCCGACAUCUUUGCUACUGAUGGUACCUUGACUAUCGGAUGGUUAUAUCCGAACAUGUACAUGGCCGAAGACUACAACUCUCCUCAGUCGGUCUACUGGUGCCUUAAAACACUCAUAGCCGUUGGCUUGGAUGAUGACGACGAGUUCUGGACCUCAGAAGUGCAAAAAUACCCCCCCUUUGAUCCACCAACACAGAUAGUGUCAGCUCCACAGCAAAUCAUAUGCAACCAUCCGCUUGGCAACCACCAUUUUAUGCUCACACCCGGUCAGUUUGUGGCUUGGCCAAUGAAAGCCAACCAAGCAAAAUAUUGCAAGUUUGCCUAUUCCUCGGCCUUUGGUUUUUCUGUACCUACAGGACCCCUCAUCCAACAGAUUGCCCCUGACAAUCAGCUGGCAUUGAGUAGGGACGGCAGAGAAACCUGGGCAGUGAAGUGGAAAUGCGACGAAGUCCAGUUUGGAACAUUGAGGACCAAAUCAGACGGGUGUCAGGCGGAGGUGUCUGUUGCGAGUGUGAGAUGGUAUCCCUGGGGCGAUCGAGCUGUGAUGAUUGACACUAUUCUUCUUUUACCCACUAGCCAGUGGCCAGACUGGCAUAUCCGGAUGCAUCGUAUACGCUGCAACAUCAGAAUUCCUUCUCUUCAUACUGUUGAAGGUGGAUUUGCUAUAUAUGGCCGAAAGGCCGCUGAUGGCAUGAACCUUCCAUCUGUCGAAACCAUUGACGAUGCCGUGCCUGGCAAGUUUGAGGGAACUUAUUCAGAUGAUGAUUCAGCACUGAUCUGCUCGGAAGAUGGAUGCAGCGGUGUGUCAAUUGAGGCUCUCCUAGACCGAUCUAAGACGCCACUUGAGAGUUAUGUGCUGAAACCAGACUCAAAUAGUAACAUUGUUCGCCAAAGGACCCUCAUUCCCGUCAAUGGGGUAUCAAUUCCGGGUGGUAUGGAGCCUGGGCAAGAAGUUUGGAUCAAGAGCUCGGUAUUCGCCAUUUCAUCAAAGGCCAACGGAGGGAUUUCAAGUGGCACUUCUAGUCUCAGAGACAGGUGGCUGAACCGCCCUUCAAUUGAUGUAGCAAGCAUUGAACAGAUCCUCCACAACAUGUAG
This is a messenger RNA of Fusarium venenatum, 2133 nucleotides long. RefSeq lists its product as uncharacterized. Lineage: Eukaryota; Fungi; Ascomycota; Sordariomycetes; Hypocreales; Nectriaceae. The record is from RefSeq and is a predicted model, not a curated record.